Molecule: messenger RNA, 1222 nt
Organism: Menidia menidia (Atlantic silverside)
Lineage: Eukaryota; Metazoa; Chordata; Actinopteri; Atheriniformes; Atherinopsidae
Source: the annotation of a GenBank genome assembly
GCCUGCAGUGAUACAUGACUCCGCCCCUGGCUUCCAUUUCUGAACUGAGGAGACGCCGCCGCUCGCGCUUAGUCCUCGCCUUUUUUAUAUACACAUUUAAGUAAAUAAACUAGGCUCUCUUUUCGUAAAUUAGGACCACUGCCUAAAGGUCGCGAGUGAAACUGCAUUUUUUUUGUUGCGUAUAACGCUUUUGGAGUUUUGGCUUGAGCUGAAGCUAGCAUUUUAUUCCCCAUUUUAACUUUACUAAGCGGCGUUUUCCGCCGUUUUUUUCUUUUCGCCGCCCCGCUCACUCUACCCCCUUGUGUGUGAGUAGGGGCCUGCAACGUUGCUUUAGCCACGAGGUCGUCGGAACAGUUGGAACAGGGCGAUGGCGGAGUUCGGUAACGGACUAGCGGAUGAAUCUCUACUAGAUUCAGACCCCGGACAUCCCGAGCUGGAAGACCCGGGUGUCGGUGACGAAGAGCCGGGGUUAGAGGAGGGAGAGGCCGCAAUUGAAGACCCGGAGCUGGAGGCAAUCAAAGCCCGGGUGAGAGAGAUGGAGGAAGAGGCAGAGAAGCUAAAGGAGCUACAGAACGAGGUGGAGAAACAGAUGAAUCUCAGCCCCCCGCCAGUUGGCCCCGUUAUCAUGUCCAUUGAGGAGAAGAUGGAAGCAGAUGGCAGGUCUAUUUAUGUCGGCAAUGUGGACUAUGGUGCCACGGCAGAAGAGCUGGAGGCGCACUUUCAUGGCUGCGGCUCAGUAAACAGAGUUACCAUCCUGUGUGACAAAUAUACGGGGCAUCCCAAGGGGUUUGCCUAUAUUGAAUUUGCAGAUAAAGAGUCUGUCAGGACAGCCAUGGCUUUGGAUGAGUCCCUUUUCAGGGGAAGACAGAUAAAGGUUGGAGCCAAGAGAACAAACAGACCCGGAAUCAGCACCACAGACCGCGGCUUUCCACGUGCCCGGUUCCGGUCACGGGGAGGCAGCUUCUCCUCGCGCGCACGCUACUACAGUGGCUACACGCCACCCAGAGGCAGAGGACGGGCCUUCAGGUUUCAGGACCAGUGGAGGCUGACGACCCCUCCCCAGGUGGCGCCGGCCCCCCCCACUGUCUCCGCAGCAUCUCUGUCUCUCUCUGCUCCCGCUAUGCACACUCACCCCAUCCUGUCGGUGUGGGGGGGCGGGGGCGGGGGCCAGGGCGACCACAGGCCCGCCACAGGGGGCAUUUACUACAACAGCAAACGCUGA